Molecule: messenger RNA, 1587 nt
Organism: Ictalurus furcatus (blue catfish)
Lineage: Eukaryota; Metazoa; Chordata; Actinopteri; Siluriformes; Ictaluridae
Gene: rhoac
Product: ras homolog gene family, member Ac
Exons: 5
Coding region: 80-661 (193 amino acids)
Biological process (GO): cell migration; stress fiber assembly; small GTPase-mediated signal transduction
Cellular component (GO): dendritic spine; cleavage furrow
Molecular function (GO): GTP binding; GTPase activity
Source: RefSeq, a predicted model, not a curated record
CGUGGCGUCGUCGUAUGUGGGCGGGGCUUAAAGUCGAACAGGAAAGUGAGUCGCUACUUCCUCGGCGUUCAGCGAAACGAUGGCGGCGAUCCGUAAGAAGCUGGUAAUCGUCGGGGACGGCGCUUGUGGAAAGACGUGCUUGCUGAUCGUGUUCAGUAAAGACCAGUUCCCCGAGGUUUACGUUCCCACCGUGUUCGAGAAUUACGUCGCCGACAUCGAGGUGGACGGAAAGCAGGUGGAGCUCGCUCUGUGGGACACUGCCGGUCAGGAGGAUUACGACCGCCUCAGGCCACUCUCGUACCCGGACACGGACGUCAUCCUCAUGUGCUUCUCUAUAGACAGUCCUGACAGCUUGGAGAACAUCCCGGAGAAGUGGACGCCAGAAGUGAAGCAUUUCUGUCCGAACGUUCCCAUCAUCCUCGUGGGGAACAAGAAGGACCUGCGUAACGACGAGCACACUCGACGCGAGCUGUCCAAAAUGAAACAGGAGCCUGUGAAACAAGAAGAAGGUCGUGACAUGGCCAACCGGAUCAACGCUUUCGGUUAUUUAGAAUGCUCGGCAAAGACGAAGGACGGCGUAAGGGAAGUGUUCGAAAUGGCCACCAGGGCGGCGCUGCAGGCCAAGAAGCGCGGCAAGAAGAACGGCUGCCUGUUAUUAUAGACAUCAAACCGAACUACGGGCUGCUCGGAGGAUCCGUAACUCCGCCGUCGUGAAACAGGGAGGGAGGGGCGGGGUUUAAUUCCCACGAUACUGAUACGGCCAAUCAGAGACGGGGAUUUAGAGAAACCGUGAUAAGGACGUCCGAAACAGCUUAGAGAUUCGGAUAACGGCAUUGUUUCCUCAUUAUGAAAGCCCAGAAUAGGGCCCGGUUCCGAUAAUGAUUUUACUACACCCUCGUCCACUUUCCCUUGGUUGAGCCCACCCGGUCCUCUUAAGGGCACUGCUGCAUCAUCAAUACGGCAGACGAUGCAAGCAUCCGAAUAUCUUAUAACGUUUAAUUGUCUUACGGGCGCGGUUUAUGACUCUAUGUCUACGCGAUCGUUACGUUACUCUUCUGGCCAAUUACCAAGCGUGAUCGUCAACAUGCCAGCUCAUUUACAAGCCACUGUAUUUAAGGGCAAGUGAACAAGGGUGUGAGUAACCCAGUUUUGGAACACAGCACGGGGUUAUUUUAAGACUUUCCUCUGAGCGGUUGAGGUUAGGUUUUUAAAAAGGAAUCUUUCGUUAGGACUUUUCAUUUUAGUUUCUUUUUUUUCUUCUUCUCUGCCCUCCACUGGUUUUCAUCCUGAUCUCUCUUCCUGUCUUCAGUGACCGUGUUGAACUGACUGUACGUAUGUUUGUAUAUGUGUGUAUAUGAAUGCAUGCGCAGCUUUCUUUGUAAAUGAGUGUAUUUAGACUGCUUUAUUAUUUUUUUUUUUCUCCCCUGUUUCUUUUUUCCAUACCUGGUGUCUUACAGGAGUCUGGGCUGUACAUUAGUGACCUAAUACAUCGGGCAUUUGGUUUCAUGUUAUUUAAAAGCAUACAGGUUUUUUUUUUUUUUUUAAAUGUUGCAUUUAGAAAAUAAAAUUGAAUGGAGAAAAAGACCA